AUGAUCAACACGCUCGCUGUAGUCUUGCCAGCCCUGCUGGCCUUGCCGGCCAGUCUGGCUUGCCCAACCAAGCCUCAUGCCAACACAACCUGCAGUUCCGUCUCGGGUGACAAGACAAUCUCUUCCUUUCAGUUGUACCCCGAGAACGCCGAUUAUGACACAAAGCGUUGUGUCGCGUACCUAAGCGUCCUCUACAACUCCACUGUGGCCGUCUGGGAUCCUUCCACAAACUCAAUAGUCGAUACUAUCACCGUGCCAGGCCUGAGCUUCAACCCGCUCCUGCACGCCAGUGGCGUCCGCCGUGAUCCCCUGGACCGUCUCUCCAUCAUCAUCGACGCCGGCACCGCCUUCGACACGGCCGGACAGAAUAUCUCGGGCGACAACUUCCUCGUCAAGUACGACCUCGCCUCCCGCCAGGUCCUCUGGCAGCGCAAUAUCACUGCCCUUACGGACGGCGCGUACGGCGGCUUCCAGGACACUGCGCACGCCGCUGACGGCACCACCUUUGCCCUCGGUACCUUCCCUAGCAGCAUCAUGCGCGUCAGUGCCGACGGCGAGACCGCCAGCAACUGGUAUUUGAAGACGCCCCCUGACCAUACGGUACACGGCCUCUCGGGGCUCGUCUCCUCGCCGGACGGCAAGUCGCUGCUGGUCGUGGACAACACCGACGGUCAGCUGUACCGCUUCGACAUCUCGGCCCCCGAGGGGACGCCGGUUCGCGUCCCGCUGACUGGCGCAGAGCUCAUCGGCACGGCCCUCGACGGCGUUUCCAUUCCCUCGCGCUAUCACGGUACUGUGAUUCUUGUCUCGGACAACAGCGCAGGCACGGUGGUGCUUCGCUCCCAGGAUGGUACGUGGAACACGGCAGAGGUGCUGGGGACGGUGCCUGGUUUGCCGUCGACCGAGGGCGCGGCCAGCGUGACGACGUUGCAGGCUGGCGGUAGUGUCUACGCUGUGUCAGAGUGGUUCUUGGACGACAAAGUUGCCGGCACGUUGGCGGGGAACAGGACGGAAUGGCCGCUGGUGGACAUUACAGCCAAGAUUGAUGCGUUACUGGUUUGA
Colletotrichum spaethianum is the source of this 1062-nucleotide messenger RNA. Its product is annotated as core trichothecene cluster (CTC) protein 14. The record is from RefSeq and is a predicted model, not a curated record. The coding region runs from base 1 to 1062 and encodes 353 amino acids. Lineage: Eukaryota; Fungi; Ascomycota; Sordariomycetes; Glomerellales; Glomerellaceae. The transcript has 2 exons.